CUGCAGCGUCAGUUCAACGUCAUUUCCGGUCUCUUCGCUCCGGAGCUCAGUGGAAGCAUGGCGGACGCCGGACUAGUGGACACUCUCUUGCGGCGGGUGGAGGAGGCGGAGGACGGCGUGGACAGCCUCCAGGUGGCAGGCAGCCUGGGGUUGGACCAUCAGGCGGUGGUCGGGGCGGUGAAGAGCCUCAUCGCGCUCGGAGAGGUGAUCUCGGCCGACCUGCGCUCCUCUAAACAUUGGGAGCUGACGGAGGAAGGGAAGGAGAUCGCCGAGCAGGGCAGCCACGAAGCGAGGGUGUUCGGCUCCAUCCCCGACGAGGGGCUGGCCCAGAGCGAGCUCAUGAAGCUGUCCUUCGGGAAGGUGGGCUUCAGCAAAGCGAUGUCCAACAAGUGGAUCAAAGUGGACAAGACCCACGAGGGCGGAGCCAGGGUCUUCAGAGCCGUGGAGGCGGUUGUGGACCAGGUCAGGGAGAAGCUCCUCCAGGUUCAGGGUGGGGCGGAGAAGCUGGAGGAGAAGGAGAAGAGCGAGUUGAAGAAGAGGAAGCUGCUCUCUGAAGUGACGGUGAAGUCCUACUGGAUCUCAAAGGGCAGCUCCUUCAGCACCUCCAUCACCAAGCAGGAGACAGAGCUCACAACGGAGAUGAUCGCCAGCGGGAGCUGGAAGGAGAAGACCUUCAAGCCCUAUAACUUUGAGGCCCUGGGCGUGGCCCCAGAUUCGGGCCACCUCCACCCCCUGCUGAAGGUCCGCACCCAGUUCAGACAGAUCUUCCUGGAGAUGGGCUUCAGCGAGAUGCCCACCAACAACUUUGUGGAGAGUUCCUUCUGGAAUUUUGACUCCCUGUUCCAGCCUCAGCAGCACCCUGCCCGAGACCAGCAUGACACCUUCUUCAUUUCGGACCCGGCACAGGCUAAAGGUUUCCCCGAAGAAUACCUGGAGAGGGUCCGCAAGGUCCACUCUGAGGGGGGCUACGGCUCACAGGGGUAUAAGUACGACUGGAAGAUCGAGGAGGCCCAGAAGAACCUCCUGCGUACGCACACGACGGCCGUCAGCGCGCGCAUGCUCUACAAACUGGCCCAGCAGGAGGAGUUCAAGCCGGUGAAGUACUUCUCCAUCGACCGGGUGUUCCGUAACGAGACCCUGGACGCCACCCACCUGGCGGAGUUCCACCAGAUCGAGGGCGUGGUGGCGGACCGCGGCCUAACGCUGGGCGACCUCAUGGGCAUCCUGCACCAGUUCUUCAACAAGCUCGGGAUCACCAAGCUGCGCUUCAAGCCCGCCUUCAACCCCUACACUGAGCCCAGCAUGGAGGUGUUCAGCUACCACGAAGGCCUGAAGAAGUGGGUGGAGCUGGGGAACUCGGGGGUCUUCCGGCCGGAGAUGCUGCUGCCCAUGGGGCUCCCAGAGGACGUGACAGUCAUCGCCUGGGGGCUGUCUCUGGAGAGACCCACCAUGAUCAAGUACGGCAUCAACAACAUCCGUGAGCUGGUGGGCCACAAGGUCAACCUGCAGAUGGUCUACGACAGCCCCAUCUGCCGGCUCGACUCCUGAGACCAAGGAGACCCCCCACCGGACCCCCCAAGCAGACCCCCCUCCUGAAGGGCUCUCCUCACUCUCCCUCUAAUUACAACUUUUACUCACUCAUCCUCUCUCUCACACACACACACACACACACACACACACACACACACACACACACACACACACACACACACACACACACACACACACACACACACACACACACACACACACACUGUGUGUGUGUUGAGGUGAGCUUAGGGCUGAGUAGGCCGUCUAAGCCCUGCUUUGGAGCCUGUUACACACGGCCAGUGUGUGUGAGGGAGAGGCUUAGGGGAGAGGCUUCGGGGAGGGAGAGGGGGAGGGAGGUUCCAAACCAAGACUUUACAACGAGGACCUGCUCAGGUCAUGGUCCUCUGGGUGCUGAUGGGGUGCUGAACACCCGGUUUGUACAGAAUGUUGAGUGAUUAAUGUUUUGAAAAACCAUGAAUGAAAUUAAUAAAUUCCUUUUUCAAAACAC
This is a messenger RNA of Gadus morhua (Atlantic cod), 2038 nucleotides long. RefSeq names its product phenylalanyl-tRNA synthetase subunit alpha (gene farsa). Gene Ontology annotation, biological process: phenylalanyl-tRNA aminoacylation. The record is from RefSeq and is a predicted model, not a curated record. Gene Ontology annotation, molecular function: tRNA binding; ATP binding; phenylalanine-tRNA ligase activity. Gene Ontology annotation, cellular component: cytoplasm; phenylalanine-tRNA ligase complex; cytosol. The transcript is spliced from 13 exons. The coding region runs from base 58 to 1548 and encodes 496 amino acids. NCBI's taxonomy places the organism in Eukaryota, Metazoa, Chordata, Actinopteri, Gadiformes, Gadidae.